UGUAGCCUCGGCAGUUGUCUGUAGUGAGACGUUGAGUGCAUCACAACACCUCCGUACUGGAAGUUUAGAGUGUGUUUUGUUUUAGUGAGGUAGACGACAACCCAAUAACCCCAAGAUGGUGGGCACGAAAACAACCAAGACCGUGACUGUGCAGAAGCGUGGCACCUUUGGCGACGACCCCUUCUUUAAGGACUCAUGGCAGGAGUGGGACCAAGCCAUGAAGAACGUGGUUGACCGCUGGGAGAACACCGGCACCGGCACCACUACCACUACCACCACCACCUCUCAGCCUGAGACCCGUUCAGUCUACCGUCAGAUUCGCUCCUCUAAUGUCACCUCCGACGACUCUCAAGCCGUGUCGUGCACAGAGGAGGACAACAAGUACAAGAUGAUGAUUGACGUGAAAGACUUCAAACCCGAGGACAUCAACGUGAAGAUUGUGGACGACACUGUGGUGGUGGAAGGCAAGAUAGAGAAGAAGGAAGGCAACGCCGUAUCCACCCAGAUGUUCACUCGUCGGUUCAUGCUGCCUCCCUCUGUGGAACUCAACGCCGUGUCUUCCGCGUUGUCCCGUGACGGUGUGCUCACUGUCAAUGCCCCAAAGUUGGCCAAUCAGGUUACCUCCGGCCAGCGUAGCAUCCCCAUCACCGGCGGCCAGAAGAACGGAUCCACCACCUUCACCACCAGGACCGCCGUGCCCGACAAUGACAACGGGUCUGAUAGGCGUUACCUGUCCCACACUCCUCUGCACGCCGAUGAGAAGACACAUGAUGCUCGGGGCACCACUCACACGCCACUCAACACGGAGGUGGUGGAACACUCCUCUCGUGACCACUGGACCUCCUUUAACGAAAUGGUAGAAAAGUCUCAGCGAGAAAUGGAAGACAUGAUGCGUCGCCACUCUGUAAAGUCAGGCAUGGAUCAACCAACAUCGCCGCCAUCGAUUUCAACAACUGUGGACAUCUCCACUCCAUCCAGCGCCCUGGUUCGGCCGCCUGCAGGAGUGUCCACUAGCCGCGACGUUAUCACCUCUGGCAAGAACGUCACAGAGCGUCAAGAGCAACGCUGGGAGGACAAACCAGCGCCAGGCGUCACACGCACCAACCGUGUCCUGAGCGAAAACACAAAUCUGAAGGGGGCGGACGGCUCGGUGGUGGGCAACAAGAAGCGAAACGAACAGGAGAGCCACGCUGAGGGCUCCAACGAGGAGGUCCUCCCUGACGGCACCAAGAAACGAACCUUCACCAAAAAUUACGAGACGCGCAAGGUAUACAGCUUUAACACGAGCGACCCCAAGGCUUUGUGAACGCCCUAACCUGGACUACUGGAAUGUGAUCUCUGGAUGUAUAUGUAUUCUACAUGUAGAGGCUCCACCAGUGCGUCUGCUGUCGCCCUGGUGUGGCCCAGUAUGUGCACUACAGUGUGGUCAGCGUGCACGGGAGAGGGUGUGGCUGGUGCUCACACUCUGGUCCCCAACUCAUUGAUAUUGUCGGCUUCCUGGCUCUCUUGCUCCCACUACCAACAAGCACUUAAUUUAUUUGUUGCCUCUGGCAUAUUUACCAUUUUGCAAAGAUCAUAUUCAACUAUGUUAUGCUUCCGACCUGUUUGUAUAGAAGAAUUGAAUGGAAUAAGUUGUAAAUUGCUAAUCUGCCCAUUAACACUUACAUGUACAUUGUGUAUUAAAUUCUAUACGUUAUUUUUAUAUAAAAUAAAAUAUUAUCUAAAUUAGACUUAAA
Messenger RNA from Homarus americanus (American lobster), 1736 nucleotides. RefSeq names its product heat shock protein 67B1-like. The transcript is spliced from 4 exons. Bases 116 to 1306 code for a protein of 396 amino acids. Gene Ontology annotation, molecular function: protein folding chaperone. Gene Ontology annotation, biological process: protein refolding; response to heat. Lineage: Eukaryota; Metazoa; Arthropoda; Malacostraca; Decapoda; Nephropidae. The record is from RefSeq and is a predicted model, not a curated record.